Molecule: messenger RNA, 15825 nt
Organism: Branchiostoma belcheri (Belcher's lancelet)
Lineage: Eukaryota; Metazoa; Chordata; Leptocardii; Amphioxiformes; Branchiostomatidae
Exons: 103
Coding region: 1-14913 (4970 amino acids)
Biological process (GO): cell-matrix adhesion; canonical Wnt signaling pathway; non-canonical Wnt signaling pathway
Molecular function (GO): Wnt-protein binding; calcium ion binding
Source: RefSeq, a predicted model, not a curated record
AUGCAGGAGUGGCUGACGCUUUUCUGUGACGCCCUGCCGGACCGCAACUGUACCCGACCUGCCCCUUGCGAGCCGAUCCAACUCGCCACCUGCGGGAGCCACCUGCCGUACAACACUACGGGGUUUCCGAACAUGCUGGGGCACGGGUCGCAGGCCGAGCUGUUGGCUGACCCCGUGACCUUGAACGACACCGCCCAGCUGAUCGACACCGGCUGUCAUCCCGAGAUCGGGUUCGCCGUCUGCUCUGUCAUGGUUCCAAACUGCCACAAUUCAUUUCCGAUUCCUCCUUGCAAGUCGUUUUGCCGCGAAGUUCGUGAAGCCUGUGAGCCCACCAUGGUCAGUAUGGGCCAAGUCUGGCCGUUUGACUGUGACUCGUUCCCCGACGCUCACCAAGGGAAGUGCUCUUCCCCUUACAACGAGACUGCACGUGCGCUGACGGAAAACCUCAACCAAACAGGCUGUGAACCGAUCCGUUUUCCCCGCUGCUCGGCCUCGGCCCUCCCGUACCGCAGCGCCAGGUUCCCCAGCGCGCUCGGGCUGCCUGACCAGGGGCUUGUUCUGGCCGUGGCGCCGGUGGUGUUCACGGCGAUGGACCUGCUGAAGCUGUCCGAGUGUUCCCCGUACCUAGACACCGUCCUGUGCGCGCUCAUGUACCAAGACUGUCGGACAGACGAACUCAGGCUGCCGUGUGCCUUGAUGUGUCGGGAUAUCAUCUCAUCCUGUGCUGAACCUGUGCUGAAGAUGGUAGGGAUAGACUGGAUACCAGUUCCUGCACUCCUGCCUGCUGUCAACUUUGUCUGUAACAUGCUGCCAGAGGGGGGCUGCAUCCAGCCUGGUAUGGGUGGCAUGGAGAAACCCCACAACACCACAACAACAUGUGAGCCUCUCCAGUUUGACCGCUGUUCGGCCCUUCCCUACUCUCACACCAGCUUCCCUAACUUCUUCGGUCUGGCUGACCAGCAGAUGGCACUGGUCAUUGCUCCGGCCGUGUUCGCAGGGCUGGACCUCCUCAUGCUGACCGGCUGUCACCCACAACUGGACAUCUUCUUCUGCGCACUCUCUUUCCCAGGGUGCACACCAGAGGGAACCAAACUGCCGUGCCGUUCGUUCUGUGAGGAGCUAAUGUUCACCUGUGGAGGCCCGCUCCUGGCCGCGGUCGGGAUGGACUGGGUGGCUUUCGGCUGCUAUCUGCUGCCUGAUGACAACUGUGUUGCAGCUGCCCCACACAACAACACAGCUGAUGUACCACGUAAUAACAACACUGCGUGUGAGCCUAUCCAGUUUGACCGGUGUAUGGGGAUGCCGUACAGCCACGCCCGGUUCCCCGGCAUCUUUGGUCUCCCAGGAAACGACCUUGCCCUGACCUUGGCGCCGGUGAUGUUCGCUGGUCUGGAUGAGAUCCCGGGGGAUCACCCAUACCUGGAGUUCGCCGUCUGCUCCAUGCUGUUCCCACAAUGCACUGCCGACGAGGGAAUCAGACUUCCAUGUCAGUCGUUCUGUGAAGCUGUGCUGGAGUCAUAUCUGGGACCUGUUCUAGGAGAGAUGACAGAUCUAGUCAAGAUGGCCUGCUUCCCUCUGCCUGACAGGGACUGUGUCGGGCCAGCUCCCAGUGAACCUAUUGAGGUUGACCAGUGUAAGAACAUCCUGCCUUACAACACCACCCUGCUGCCUGACCUGAUGGGCCAUGUGUCACAGGCAGCAUUUCUGGGCGACUCAGACACCCUGGGGGCCUUACAGCAGGUCCUGGACAGCGGCUGUCUCCCUGAGGUUGGGCUGGCUGUCUGUUCCUUACUGCUGCCCAAUGCCAUGGGUCCUAUCAAGGUGCCAGUGUGUAAAAGUUUCUGCAGGAGAGUGAAGGCCCACUGUGGAGUCACCAUUGCCAGUCUGGGCCUGGACCUGCCCCUGGACUGUGAGAGUCUCCCAGAUAUCCUCUGUACCUCCCCACAUAACAACACAGUUAACAGUACAGAAUGCGAACCCGUCCGUUUUGCCCGCUGUUCAGUACUGUCGCACGCCCACACCAGGUUCCCCAGUCCGAUCGGCCUGCCGAGUCAGGACUUUGCGCUGGUGGGAGCCCCGGCCGUGUUCGCGGCGCUGGACAUGAUACAUCUGUCAGACUGUCAUCCUCACCUGGACACAUUUGUCUGUUCUCUCAUCUUCCCAGGGUGCAAGGACAGACUUCCGUGUCGUUCUCUUUGCCAAGACAUCGUGACGACCUGCGGGAGGGGGGUAGUUACCAUGGUGAUGGACAUGAUUGACAUGGAGCUGGGGGACAUGAUACUGGACGUCGGACUACAGAUGACAUCACUCGUCUGUAACCAGCUGCCUGAGGAAGACUGCAUGGCCCCAUCUAAGGUGCCAUUAAACAAGACUGGUGGACAUGCCAAGAACAACACUAAAUGCAGUCCAGAGCCGGUACGGUACGGCCGCUGCGGCGUCCUGCUGCACUCCCAGACCAGUUUCCCCAACGCGAUGUUCCUGCCGUCACAGGACUUUGCGCUCUCUGUCGUACCCGCCAUGUUCGGCGCCAUGGACCUCCUCAUGCCCGCACCCUGCCACCCCCACCUGGACGUAAUGGUCUGCUCCAUGUUCUUCCAGGAGUGCUCACCUGAAGGAGUCAGACUGCCGUGUCGUUCCCUGUGUGAGGAGGUACUGUCUGCCUGUGGAGGAGCUGAGCUGGCCCAGGUUGGCCUGGAGUGGGUCAUGUUGGCCUGCUACGCUCUACCGGAGACAGACUGUAUCAGUCCUGGUCCAGCCAACUGGACAGCAUUCAAUGAAACCCUGCGGAAGCUGCAUCAUCAGAACCCGGAUAUGUCCUGGAACCAAACUGACAUGUCCAACCAUACUGAACAUUCGGAAGGCAAUGUGUAUACUAUGUGUAUACUGACAUGUGUAGUAAUUUAUUUCCUUUUUUUUCCUCCAGAAUUUGAGUGUGAACCGAUUUACUACGACCGUUGCGGCGCCCUGCCCUAUCCCCACGCCAUGUUUCCUAACAUCCUCGGCCUGCCGUCUCAAGACUUCAGCAUGUCUAUCGCAUCUUCCAUCUUCACCGGGAUGGACCUCCUCGGACUGUCCGACUGUCACCCUCAGCUGGAGGACGUUGUCUGUUCCCUCUUCUUCCCAAACUGCACCAAGGGAGACUUCAAGCUGCCGUGCAGGUCUGUGUGUCAGGAGAUCAUCACGUCCUGUGGAGGUCCUGUCCUGGGACUACUGGGGCUGGACCAGACCCCGCUGACCGCCACCCUGCCCUGGCUGGCCCUGGCCUGUAUGGCCCUGCCUGACCACAACUGUGUAGCACCAGCACAAUACAGUGGACCACUGGCACCCCCUGUUGCGGCUGCCUUGUACAACAACACAGAAUGUGAACCAAUCAGCUACGACCGCUGCCUGGCCAUGCCGUACUCCACGACCAGGUUUCCCAGCCCGUUCGAUCUCCCGCUGCAUGAGGCAGCGCUGGGCGCGGCGCCGGCCAUAUUCGGAGUUCUGGACAUGCUGAUGUUGUCUGCCUGUCAUCCACACCUGGAGUUCCUGGUGUGCUCACUCGCCUUCCCAAAGUGUGAGGCUGACAGUAUCACUCUGCCCUGCCGUUCCCUGUGUGAGGAGAUAGUAGGUACAUGUGGGAUGUCCCUGCUGGCUGAGAUGGGGAUGGAGUGGGUCAUUCUGGGCUGUUCUGUACUGCCGAACAAGGACUGCAUCAAACCUGACAAAUACACAGGGUCAGCUCAGCUCAACAUGACACUGACUGGUGCAGAGUGUCAGCCCGUGCGACACCCCCGUUGCUCACCGAUGGACUACCCCUACACCUACGCGGCCUUCGGACUGCCGAGUCACGAAUUCCCCCUCGCCAUCGCCUCCGCCAUCUUCACAGGCAUGGACCUGCUCGGCCUGUCUGGUUGUCAUGGGAAUCUGGAUGAUGUCAUCUGUACGCUCUUCUUCCCCAACUGCUCUGCUGAUUGGUUCAAAUUGCCCUGCAGGUCAGUGUGUGAGGAGAUAGUGAGUACCUGUGGAGUACCUGUACUGGGACUGUUGGGGCUGGACCAAUCACCGCUGGCUGCUGUUCUCCCCUUCCUCGCCACUGUCUGCUCAGCUCUGCCAGAUGAGGACUGUGUCGCUUCUGAUGUAUCAAAUGAUCCCAGUGCUCCCUCUGCUGAAAUGAUACUAAUGAUGAGUCUGUAUAACGGCACAGAAUGUGAGCCCGUCCCCAACGAUCGCUGUGCGGCCAUGUACUCCCAGACACGGUUUAUAAACGACAUUGACCGCGGUCUGUCUGCCACGCUGGCGCCGGCACUGUUCGGUACGCUGGAUCUACUGAUGAUGACAGACUGCCACCCCUACAUGGACCUCUUCAUGCUGCCGUGUGCAUCGUUCUGUCAGGAGAUCCUGUCCUCCUGUGUGAGUCAGGCGCUGAACUCCACAGAACUGGAGUUUCUCAUGUUUGCCUGCUAUGCACUGCCUGAACAGGACUGCAUCUCACCAUACCAGCCCAUGUAUAACCAGACAUCAGGGAGCAGGAUGGCAGUCCCACAAAACAGCUCAGAAUGCCAUCCAAUCCGGUUCAGCCAGUGCUCAGCCGGUCUCCCGUACUCCCACACCCGCUUCCCAAACCUGCUCAUGCAGCCUAACCAGGAGUUUGCCGGGGCCACGGCGGCCGUUGUGUUCUCUGUACUGGACAUGCUGGGUCUGUCACACUGUCACCCUGACCUGGAGUCUGUCAUCUGUGCACUGAUGUUUCCUACAUGUCAACCUGAGGGGACGAUGCUGCCAUGCCGUUCCCUGUGUGAAGAAGUCAUCAUGUCCUGUGGAGUCCCAGUGUUAGGACUGGUGGGACUGGAUAACACCCCCCUCCCCACUGUCCUGCCAUGGGUAGCCAUGGUCUGUCUCCCCCUGCCUGAAGACAACUGCAUCACUCCUACUUCCCCUACAAGCCCACCAGCCAUGGCCCCAGGACUGGGACCUAUCCUGUAUAAUAACACAGAAUGUGUUGAUGUUCCAUAUGAACGCUGCUCUGCCCUGCCGUACUCAAAGACCAGGUUCCCGAGCAUGCUGGGAGAUUUCGGACCGCAGCUGGCGUACGGCGUGGUUCCUAACGUGUUUGGGGUCAUCGACCUUCUGCAGAUGUCUCACUGCCAUCCUCAUCUCGAUGUCUUCAUCUGCUCCUUGGCUUUUCCCGAGUGUUCUCCUCAAGGAGUCAAGCUGCCGUGUGCAUCGUUCUGUCAGGAGAUCCUGUCCUCCUGUGUGAGUCAGGCGCUGAACUCCACAGAACUGGAGUUUCUCAUGUUUGCCUGCUUCGCACUGCCGCAGGACAACUGCAUAGCAGCUCCUUCCCAGGAAGAACCAAUGAGGGAAGCUGCUUCAUAUAACAGCACAGAGUGCCAGCCUCUUCGUUACAACCGUUGUUCAUCACUGCCCUACUCCAACACCCAGUUCCCAAACCUGGUCAUGCAGCCAAACCAGGGCUUUGCCAUCGCCUCUGCUCAUGGUGUCUUAUCGAUGCUGGACAUGGUCGGGAUGACGCAGUGUCACCCUCACCUGGAGACCAUCGCCUGUUCAAUGUUCUUCUCUCCCUGUCACCCGCAGGGUUUCAUGUUUCCGUGCCGCUCGUUGUGUGAGGAGAUCGUGACGUCCUGCGGAGGGGCCGUACUCGGUCUGGUGGGUCUGGAAGAGUCGCCGCUCGUAGAGGCUUUGCCGUGGUUGGCUGUCGUCUGUAACGCUCUGCCGGACACAAACUGCAUCAGUGGAGGUUCUUCAGGUGGGCCUGGCCAGGCAAAACCACACAACCACACUGCCUGUGAACCAGUUCAGUAUGACCGUUGUAUGGUGCCAGACGCCCAGACGAUCUUCCCAAAUUUCUUUGCACUGCCGAGUCAAAACUUUGCCCUGGUCGUCACACCUGCCGUCAUGGGCCUCCUGGACAUUCUGCAGGUGUCCAGGUGUCACCCGCACCUGGAUAAACUCCUCUGUUCUCUGUCAUUCAAGCAGUGUACACCUGAUGGAGUCAGGAUGCCUUGCCGCUCGUUCUGUCAGGAGGUGAUUGUGACCUGUGGAGGACCUGAGCUGGAGUUCCUGUCCAUAGUCUGUCACGUUUUUCCAGACAAUAACUGUUACACUCCUGCUCCAUACAACAUGUCUGCUCUACCGGACAUGUCUUCUGGACCGGAUAUGUCUGGUCUACACAACAUGUCUGCACAUGGCAACCGGACUGGACCUCAUGACAUUUGUGAGCCAAUUCGGCACAGUCGCUGCUCUGCCCUGCCGUACUCCCGCGCACAGUUCCCAAACGCACUGGGCUUCCCUGUACAGGAGUUCUCCCUGUCUGUAGUGCAGGCUGUGUUCGAGGUGCUGGACCUGCUCCAGAUGUCCCACUGUCAUCCUGACAUCGACUCUCUGGUCUGUUCUCUCUUCUUCCCAGAGUGCUCACAAGGCAAUGCUAGGUUGCCAUGCCGAUCGUUCUGUCAGGAUGUUGUAGCGACCUGUGGAGGACAGCUGCUGGCCAUCGCUGGGAUUGAGUGGAUCAACGUUGUCUGUAACGUCCUGCCUGAUCAUGACUGCUUCAGCCCAGAGCUACAAUGCGAGCCUGUCCAGUUUGCGCGCUGCCAGGCCUUGCCCUACUCCACGACUCGCUUCCCCAACGUGUUCGGUAUCCCGGAUCAGAACAUGGCGUUGUCGGUGGCGCCGGGCGUGUUUGCUGGACUGGACCUUCUAUCAGGCUGCCAUCCUGACCUGGAGUUCCUCACCUGCUCACUUCUGUUCCAGGAGUGCACAACGGAGAGACUCAGACUGCCCUGCCAGUCUCUAUGUCAGGAUGUAGUUGGCACCUGUGGUCGACUGGUGGACAUGGAAUGGCUGUCAGUCCUGUGUGACGCCCUCCCUAACUACAGCUGCAUUCAGAGCACCGGGCCUUGUGGACAUGAUGAGUUUGCGUGCCACGCCCCCGGAGGAAAUGUUACAUGUAUCGAGGACAGCCUGCAGUGUAACGGUAACUGGGACUGUCCCUUAGGACAAGAUGAGAUUCCAUGUGCGGAAGAAGGGAUGUGUCAGAACUGGGAGUUCUCGUGUGAUUCACUGGUUCUGUCACGGAGGAAGAGAGAUGAUCACAACCACUCCAGCAUGGGGGUGGCAGAGGAAGAGGAGGGAUGGAGAGAAGAGGAGGAGGGGUGGAGAGAUGAGGAGGGGAGAUGGAGAGAUGAGGAAGGAUGGAGGGAGGAGGACCACAGACGCCCUAGGUGUGUGGAUGCUUGGCAGGUGUGUGACGGACGUCCUGACUGUCCUUCUGGAGAAGACGAGUCACCGGAGUACUGUGCUGCCCGUUGUGAGCCAGUGCAGUAUGACUUCUGCGCUAGUCGUGAGGACAGCACUGUGUUCCCUAACCUGGUGGGACACAGGACCCAGCAAGACCUGCUCAACUCAUCAGCAGAAACUACAGCAGUUCUGCAGCAACUACUGGACAGUAACUGUUACCCCAACAUGUCAGCUGUGAUCUGUACGUACAUCACGCCACACUGCCAGGACAGCAGGCUGGUCCCAAUCUGCCGCGGUCUCUGUCAGGACGUCAUACGUCACUGUGCCGCCACAUACCAGAGCAUCAUGGUCCCCAGUGACUGUUCCAUCUUACCUGAGGAGCAGGGUCCAACACCAUGUGUGGCCAUGGAAGGUACACAGUGUAAACCAGACCAGCUGCAGUGCAGAUCACCAGAGGGAAGUCUGUCCUGUAUAAACCAGAACCUGGUGUGUAACGGGAGACCAGACUGUCCACAGGGGGAGGAUGAACAGGACUGUGAAUGUCAGUCCAUCCGGUUUGAUCGUUGCUCUGCCCUGCCGUACUCCAAAACUCGCUUCCCAAACAUCCUGGGUCUGCCCAGUCAGGACCUGGCAGUCCUGGGCGCGUCGGCAGUCUUCACAGCCAUGGACUUCCUCCCCAGGUGCCACCCUCACCUGGACACCUUCUUCUGUUCCGUCUUCUUCCCUGAGUGCUCACCUGGAGACGUCAGGUUGCCAUGUCGCUCCGUGUGCUAUGAUGUCAUCUCGUCCUGUGGCGGCCCGCUCCUCGGCGAGUUUGUCCACUGGGCGACGCUCAUCUGUAACGCCCUGCCUGAGGAGGACUGUAUCUGUCCUGAGUCCAACUGUACGGAGGGGCAGAUGGAAUGCUGGGAUAUGUCAGGAGGACACACCUGUGUGAGUACUGACCUCAGGUGUGAUGGGAAGACAGACUGUCCUCUCGGGGAGGACGAGAUGCACUGUGAAGAACCAGGGUGUGAGGAGGGUGAGUUAGAGUGUUGGACACCAGGCAGGCGUGUUUUGUGUGUGGACCAGGCACGAAUGUGUGACGGAGAAUGGGACUGUCCAUUUGGAGACGACGAAAGGGACUGUGGAACUGGCUCUUGCAUGCCGUUCCCCAAAGACGCAGACUUCUGUUCUCUCGUGACCGGGUACGACCGUGUUUCCUUCCCAAACGUGUUUGGCCAUGGUUCUUUCCAAGCCUCUGAAGAGUUUGAAGAGUUCAUGUUGAUGGCACCCAUGAUUGCAGAGAGUUGCUAUGAGAACAUCUACGCUGCAGCCUGUACCCUGUUCUUCCCAAAGUGUGAGAAUGGUACCAAGGUGGUCCCCUGUAGGAGUGUGUGUGAAGACAUCCAGGCCAGCUGUAGGCAGCACGGCAUCAGACUGCCUGUGUCAUGUGAGCAGUUCCCAGACAUGGCUGAGGAUCACACCUGCACAUCUGGAGACACAAUAGCAGAAACAGGCUGUGUACCUGUGCAGUAUGACCAGUGUGCCAGCCUGGGAUACCAGACCAGGUUCCCUCACCCCUUCCUUGGAUGGGAGACCCAGGAUGUGGCUCUAGGAGAGAUGAGACGGUAUCUUCAGAUCUCCUCCUGUCAUCCAUACUUCAUGGACUAUCUGUGUCAGUUCUUCUUCCCACGGUGUACUCCCAGGGGACCCAGACCCAUGUGUCGCUCCUACUGUUAUGAGCUGUCGGAGGCAUGUUGGAAUGCUGCGGUGGCUGUCGGGAUCCAGUGGGACACACGGGGGUGUGACCUGCUAGACCUGCCUGAGGAAAACUGUAUCAGAUCUCCGUUUGCUGAUGUGAAGCAGUGCAACCCUCGGCAGACGACGUGCCGGCGGGACUGGAACACGACCCACGCGGUGUCGGACCCCGUGUGCCUGGAGCCCGCACAGCUGUGUGACGGGAAACAGGACUGUCCGCUGGGAGAAGACGAGGAGGAUUGUCCUUGUGAACCACAGAUCAGCAGCCAGGCUUCCUCAGUGGCACAGAGUGUUGGACUGGGAAGACUGGGGAACAUCCCAAACCCAGAGAAAUUACAGGAAGUACUGCAACACAAGUGUGAAGGUUGCCAGCCCAUCACCCUGCCCCUGUGCCUGGACAUGCCGUGGAAGGCGACCAGGUUCCCCAACAUGCUGGGCCACCCGGGUCAGCUGACCAUCCAGGCCGACAGGGAUACCGGCAUCCUGCUCAGUAUGCUGGCUAACAGUAAAUGCCAUGACCACAUCCACUUUGCUGUGUGUGCUGCUGUGACUCCAAAGUGUGAGGCCGGGCGUCGGCUGGCCAUCUGCAGGAAGUUCUGUAGAGAAAUCCAGGCAAGUUGUGAGCAUGUCCUGGCUAGUCUGGACCAGCCCUGGCCGUUUGACUGUGCCGGCAUGCCUCUACCUGAGGAGGAUGUCCCCUGUAUCACACCUGAUACUCUUGUGGAUGUUGAUGAGUGCACGACAGGUGCGUACAGGUGCGACCGUAACGCCCGCUGCAGAAACCUGUUUGGUUCCUACACCUGCGACUGUAAGCCUGGGUACGAGAGUACCGCGGUCAACGGAACAGGGUUCCCAGGGGAGUGUAGAGACAUCAAUGAGUGUAAUGCCACGCAGCCGGCUUGUGGGCUACAUGCGGAGUGCCAGAACUUCCCAGGUGGCUUCAGGUGCAGAUGUGACCGCGGGUACGAGAAAAUCAACGCCACUCACUGCACAGACACGGAUGAGUGCAGUCGUGGGCUGAGUGGAUGUUCAAACCUGUGUAACAACACAGUCGGGUCCUACGUCUGUCACUGUCCCCCCUUCUUCAAACUGGACCCACAGGACAACAGGACCUGCAAACCUGCGCUGUCGUGUUCGACCUCUAACCCCUGUUCCCCCGCCGCCGUGUCGACCUGUGCUGUGACAGACGAGGGUUAUCUGUGUGGCUGUCAGGCCGGGUACAGGCUGGAACAGCGCAGCAGGAGACUCUGUAUCAACAUCAAUGAGUGCAGGACAGGAACCAACAACUGUGACCGACAGCUGGCCACCUGUACAGACACCCGCGGUGGUUUCACCUGCGCCUGUAAACCUGGGUACACAGGCACUGGGACUGUAGGGGAGUGUGAAGAUGUUGAUGAGUGCAGGGUGGGAGCAUACAUGUGUGAUGACCAUGCAGACUGUGUGAAUGAGAUCGGCUCCUACACCUGUCAGUGUCAGACUGGGUACAGCAGUGUUUCACACAGGGGGACUGGAUUUCCUGGGGAGUGCAAAGAACAGCGGCUCUUCCCGUACGGCGCAGGAUCGGGACACUUACGUCUGACGUCCCACGCUCGCUGGGGCGGAGUUUCUCCGCUUAUACCUGUUCCCAACGGACUGCCAAUCAGAGGACAGCAACUCGCAAAUUCCAUCUAUGUUUUAGAAGAUGGCGUGAUCGUGGCCACCAGCCUCACGUCUCGCCGUGACAGAGCAGCCAAGAAGAUUUUCCGUCAUCCGACUGUUUCCCAGGCAGCUUUUGACGGUCCUCUCCUGGCUGUGUUCGCACCAUUCUGGGCAGACAGUGCCAUGGGGAGAGGGUACCCUUCUAAGGUCUGGUACUACCCAUACACCCCAGGCACCCCAAACUAUGAUGAGGUUUUCAGCGUGGCGGCAGAAAAUGUAGAGAAACACUUCAGAGUGGAGAACUUCCAGCCUACGUUUGUCCUGAUAGUGACCUGGGAGAACAUGGCCAUGGCAGGAGAGGUCGCCAGAAAUAACAUCAACCUAAAGACCAACACGUUCCAAGCCGCGCUGGUGACAGAUAACGUCCACACGUACCUGGGUACGUACUACGCUGACGGUGGGAUGAGGUGGGACCCUCAGAUCACCCCCGGUAACCUGGUGGGCGGAAAAUGGCCUGCCUUCGUGGGUAUGAUCACCAAGGAUCCCACCGGAGGGGUUUUGGUGGAUGAGGCAGAAGGCUCCAGGACUAAGACUGUGUUUGCCAAUGGUACCAAAGACUGCUCAGGUCCUAACGUGUACUGUAUGGAUGAGAGAGUCUCCCCCACCACUAACCAGACAGGCAUCAGGGUGGUUCAGGUGGACGACAACCCUGCAGACUGGGUCAACCCACGGCUCUGGUGUGCUGACUGGUACAAGAGAGAGCCAGAUCCUUCCAUCUACUCUAGUGUGAUCUCCUGCCCUUUGACCCGAACCCACGCAGACUUGGAUCUCCGGUUCCGCCAACUCACAAACUCCGAGGGCGACAAGCGGAUCUGUUUUGAGCAAAGAGACAACUCAGGAUUUGUUGAUGGAGGGAACAAUGUCUGCUGCUAUCGCCGCUCAAAUGCUUUCAUCUUCAACUCAGUCAAGGCAGGAAAUCUGCACCGAUAUGCAGCGAACACUCAGGAGUACCAGGACUCAGAUGUGUUACCCCGGCAACACUGUUGCCAGGAUACGGGCAGCUCCUACUGUCGGAUGUACCUCAGCAAGCGGCCCAUGCAACACAACGCUGGUUAUGAGCCACCCAAGAUCAGUGCAGGAGCAGGUGACCCUCACCUGACGACCUUGGACGGACUGUCCUACUCGUUCAACGGUUACGGGGAGUACCUCAUGGCCAACACCACCGAUAGCGCCCCCCGGGGUUUCCUCAUGCAGGGCAGGACUGCGCUAGCUGAUGUAGAGGAGGGGAAAACACCACUGGCUACAGUAUUUAGCGCCAUUGCUGUCCAGCAGGGCAGUGCCAGUGUACAGCUGUACCUGGACAGCACAGGCUCUAGUCUGGACGUGUAUGUGGACAGCACACAGAUCGCGCUGUCUGACAUCGCCAGCGGCAGCAGCAGUCAGUUCAGCGAUGGGGAAUUCCAGCUGAUCACAGAUUCCUCCAGUGGUGCUGUGACUGGGGUAAAGGUCAUCUUCACCUCCGGAAUCUCUGUACAGGUUGAUGCUGGUCUGAACAUGCUGACCUAUGCCGUCUCCAUGACCCCUGACCUGAAGGGUCACAUCAAGGGCAUGCUGGGUAACUUCAACAGCGACAACACCGACGAAUUCUAUUGGCCGAAUGGAACUGCGGUUGCCAUUAGCAAUGCAACAAACCCAGCGGAGGCAGAGACGUUUCCAUGGGGACAGGCCUGGGCAUUACCAAACUACGCUGCAGCUGAGCUGACCACAGAUCCGGCCGACAUCUCGCUGUUCAGCGUUUACCCCGCGGGUCAGACCGCUGCAACCUACGGCAACCUGACCUUUCAACCUCUGUUCUUUGACCUUGACACCAUGUUUGCUACUGAGGCAGACAAGUUGAGAGCUAUCGAGGUUUGUGGCAGUGCCACUGCUAAGGAAUGUCUGUUUGACAUCGCGCUGACCGGGAACGAGGCGGUUGGAGCUGCAGCGGCUGCUGCACUGGAGGCGGUUGCCAGCAGCAACGCUGCUCUGGACAACACCCCGCCUGAGUUUAAUGUGACAUCGGAGGUUCGUGUGACGGUCGGACAGGAGUUCGGCCUGCAGCUGGAGGCUACGGAUGACGGGACCGUCACCAUCUCACUACAGGAUGGGACACCGGGAACUAUCAACGCUACAAACUACUACACAUGGACUCCUACAGACACCACAAAUGUGACUAUUGAGUUCCUGGCUACUGACGAUGCCGGCGCAGCAACACUUGCCUCUCCUGACGUCACUGUCUGCUCCUGUCACAACAACGGCACGUGUAACUGGGAAGCGACCCUCGCUGAGCGGAGUAACGGGUUUGCGGUGGCGUCCUGCAACUGUCUGCUGGGGUUUGACGGGGACGAAUGUGAGACAGACACCGACGGAUGCUCUGUCACACCCUGCUAUCCUGGUGUGAGUUGUACAGACGCCCCUGCCCCUCUGGCAGCAGACUCAGCCGGCUACAUGUGCGGUGCCUGUCCGGCAGGUAUGGUUGGUGACGGUCAGUCCUGCGCCGACCUGAACGAGUGUCUGCUUCUGCCGAACGAGACGGACGCCCAUCAGUGUCAGAACGCCGUGUGUAACAACGAGGCUCCGGGGUACAGCUAUAUUGAUGAGUGCAGUGCAGGUACGCAUGACUGUGAUCCUCAGGCCACCUGUACAAACAUCGAGGCUUCCUUCAACUGCACCUGUAACACUGGGUAUACAGGUGAUGGAAACACCUGCACAGAUAUUGACGAGUGUCAGACCAGUAACGGUGGUUGUGACCGGAUCUGUCUGAAUGUGGAGGGAAGUUACCAGUGUGCCUGUGAUGCCGGCUUCAGACUCACAGACAACAUGCACUCAUGUGAAGAUAUAGACGAGUGUUCCGGUCCGACCCAUGGUUGUACACAGUUCUGUACCAACACUGUGGGUGGGUUUGAGUGUUCCUGUAAGGACUACUACACACUCACUUCUGAUGGGAAGUCAUGCCAAGCUGCCCAGUCCUGUAGUAAUGACACAGCCUGUACCCAGCUCUGUGCUGUCAUUAAUGUAACAGAAGUGUGUGACUGUAUCAGCGGGUACACCCUGGCUCAGGACCUACAGACUUGUGCAGACAUUGAUGAGUGUGCUGCUAACAUGAACAACUCGUGUGAUCCUGUAAAUGGUGCCUGUACAAACACUCCUGGCAGUUAUAACUGUAGCUGUCAGACUGGGUAUCAACUGGAGAGGAAUGGAGGAACACUGUGUGAAGAUAUUGAUGAGUGCAGCACAUCUAACGGAGGCUGCGGACAGGUGUGUGAAAACAGCCCUGGGACCUUCUCCUGUGACUGUAACCAUGGUUACACACUGGGGGCUGAUGGGAAGGCUUGCGAUGAUAUUGACGAAUGUGCCCUGAACACUGACGGCUGUGAACAUGGCUGUACCAACACCAAUGGCUCCUAUGUCUGUUCUUGUCCACAAGGACUCAAACUGGACAAUACUGGCUCCAACUGUGUGGCUGCGGAUGCUUGCCUGAACCGCACCUGCUCACCUGCAGACAUUGCCACCUGUGCAGUCGUAUCAGGUGCAGAGACUUGCAUGUGUGCAGCUGGGUAUGAACUAGGGGCUGACACCACUGUGUGCCAGGACAUCAAUGAGUGCCUUACUGUGUGUAACGGGACUAACAUCGCCUGUACCAACACGGAGGGUUCCCACAGGUGUGGGUGUGUGGCAGGGUUCUACAUGGAAACAGCUGAGAAUGGAGCAAUCAGCUGUGUCGCCACAAAGUCCUUCUCCGGUUCAAUCCGGAUCACCAGUCGGAGCUACACCGCCGACCUUGCUGACCCGACUUCCGCGACCUUCAAAACUCUGGCCGCUUCUGUCAAAACUACGUUGGAUGACUUGUACACGUCCAAACUCGGUGACACUUUCAAGGGCACGGAGGUCGUAGGUUUCAGUAACGGCAGCAUCGUUACCGACUACAUGGUCAACCUGGAGCCCACGAGUACUGAAACGGCCGGCAGUCUGUCCACCGCACUGUCCGAAGCCAUCCAGGACUCCGGCGGCAGCGGGGCGUUUUCAUUUGACCCCAGCAGCAUCAGUGUUACUGAUGUGGACGAGUGCUCCAGCGCAGAUGCUAACAGCUGCCACAUGCAGGCCGCCUGCACCAACACGGAGGGUUCCUACACCUGCACCUGCCUUACAGGCUACACAGAUGCCUCACCUGUGGGCACCAAGUCUGGCUCUGUGUGUGAAGCUGUGCGCCCGGCUGCCCGGGGAAGGACAACACGCUGGCCAUCGCGUUGGGAGUGACCUGUGGCCUGCUGGCCAUCAUCAUUGUCGUCGCUCUGGUCUUCUUCCUCAUGCACAAGAACAAAACUGGAGCAACAAAGAUCACUCCAGUCAGAAGUGCAUCAGAAUAAAAAAAGUACCAAACCACACAACAUUCAUUUUAAAUUCACACUAAUUAGUAGUUCUACAUUUUAAAUAAAUCCUUAAUUGCUAUAAAAUCAUUUUCUUGUAUUUCAAAAAACGUAUGUACUGAGACUUAAAACUAGGGAUUGUUCAGAAGAUAUAUAGGGGAUUAGGCCACACCAAUUAAAUUUCUUGGUUCUCAGGCAAUGUGUAAGUAAAAUUAAAAAUAAGAGGAUAAAAUGAAAACAGAGGGCUGGAAUCAAAACUUGUAUUUGAAUAUAUUCACUCAUUGAAAUUAACAAUGUACAGACUUUCCCCAUAGAAUCUGUCUUCAUGUUAUCUUUCUGUUCAGUAUUUCUUUUGGAUCUGAAACCAGGAAAAUUAAUUGGUUUGGCCCUAUGUGUGCUUGCACUUGUAAUGCCAUGACCAUUUCAGCAGAUUGUAUGAUUUCUGUUUGGUGAAAGACUUUAAGAAGUUAGAACGCUGGAGGUAAAGUUGUAUAAUUCUGUGUGCAAUUUGUCUAUAGUUAAGCCUAUGUGUGACUCAAUAAUAGAUGAAUAAUAUAAUAAGGCAUCGUUUUAUUUUUUUGCUCUCAUAGACUUUUCAAAAUGUUAGUACUAGUAUCCUGCUAUUUUCAUGUAUCAAUGCUUAGCAAGAGCUAUUUUUCCAACUACGUCUUCAAGUUGUUGCCCAGUAACAUUCCCCAUAUGACAGGUUUCUGACAAGCCGAAUGGCUUAUUAUGUGUUGUAAAAAUUCAACUACCUUACAACAGUGCCUAGUCAGGAAAAACGCACAUAAACACUUUUAAU